AUGGAUUAAGUAAAUUAAGCAUUUAAAGAAUUGUAUUUUUAAGGAGAGCCCUAUGAAAAUGUUAAAGAAAAAAUAGAUCAAUGUCCUUAUGAUGAAGUUGCGUCUCUUAUGGAAAAUUAUGUUAAAAAUUAUCUUGAUGUAAUAUUUUAUUAACAAGUAGACAGUACAAAACAAUUUACAUUCGUAUAGUUAUAAUGAUUAAGAUUCUGCAAAGUUCUACAUUGAAUAACUGAAUAGUCAUUGGAUUAGAAUAUAGAAUAUUGCAUAAGAGUUGAGUAAAUACUAAUAAUUAAGUAAUGGCUUUAGAGUAAAUUUGAAAUUAAUUUAGAUUUAAGAAUAUCAUAGGAUAAAGUUUUAAGAUAGGAUAUUUUAAGAUAACAAGAUUAAUUUUGCAUUAAGAGAGAUUUGCAGAAUCUACAAAUUCAAUUAGCUGAUAGAAUGUUAUUUUGGUUCUCUUGUAUUUCAAUAUUUCAAACCCAAAAUUACAACACAUUAAGACCUUAUGACUAAUUGGUUAACAUAUAGUUAAUGUGAAUAAGGCAUUGAUGAAAUUAAGGAUUUUGAAAGAAGACUAGAAUGCGCCAUGACAAAUUUACCAGAUAAUGAAAAACAAUAACCUAAAUUACCACCUAAUUGGGAAAAAAAUAUGGUAAAUUUAAUGAAAAAGAAAAAGAAGAAGAUAUGA
This is a messenger RNA of Paramecium pentaurelia, 685 nucleotides long. NCBI's taxonomy places the organism in Eukaryota, Ciliophora, Oligohymenophorea, Peniculida, Parameciidae. The record is from the annotation of a GenBank genome assembly.